AUGGACUCAAAGCCCAUCGCCAUGAAGCUGGAAUCACUCUACCCAGAGCCAUCUCUCCAUCUCGACUCACUAUAUCAAUCCCGCAUCGAGGACCUUUUGUCCAAAAUCCAAGUUACAAUCCAACCAAUCUUCAUGCCACGCGUACCAAAGACGUUCUUAAACCCAUCCAGCGCACACUAUUUCAUCAGCACGCGCGAAAAAGCACUGAGAAUGAGUUUGGUUGAGUACGGCAAGGGAGAGGAGAAAGCGUAUAAUGAUGUAAAACCUUUCCUCAAAGAGUUGGGCCAAAUCAACUCCGAGAACGACGAAGGACCAUUCGUGUUGGGUAUAGAAAUAUCAUAUUCAGAUUUGAUGGUCCUGGCGCUAUUGAGGAUGAUGGAUCGACUUGAUGGUGUUGAGCGAUUCUGGGCCAUGGAGGGAGGAGAUCCCCUGAAGAAGGCGUACGAGGCGGCAGGGAAGUGGCUCGAGCGGGAUACGUACUGA
Messenger RNA from Cladophialophora carrionii CBS 160.54, 483 nucleotides. RefSeq lists its product as uncharacterized. The transcript has a single exon. The record is from RefSeq and is a predicted model, not a curated record. NCBI's taxonomy places the organism in Eukaryota, Fungi, Ascomycota, Eurotiomycetes, Chaetothyriales, Herpotrichiellaceae. The coding region runs from base 1 to 483 and encodes 160 amino acids.